CAAUCUCAUCGAAUUUUAGAUUUUAAUGAAAACCCUAGUCAAUUAAUAAAUUCAUCAAAAAUGGAAUCAAAGAAAAAAACAAAUAGAGGUAGACGUGGAUCUAAACGAAAUAGCGAAUUUAGAGGAGAAAAACCUAAAGAUACUUAUAUUGAAUUAAUUGGGGAGGCUAUUGAAAAAAAGGAUUCUAAACGUUCAACUUUGGAGGAAAUUGUUAGUUUUAAAUUCUUUUUAAAUUCCAUUAUUUUAAAUACAUAUAGUAAUACAUAUUUAAUUAAUUUCUCUUUAUUUAAAUUUUGUGAAUAA
Meloidogyne enterolobii is the source of this 303-nucleotide messenger RNA. NCBI's taxonomy places the organism in Eukaryota, Metazoa, Nematoda, Chromadorea, Rhabditida, Meloidogynidae. The record is from the annotation of a GenBank genome assembly.